Messenger RNA from Oncorhynchus keta (chum salmon), 3561 nucleotides. RefSeq names its product glutamic acid-rich protein-like. Gene Ontology annotation, cellular component: cytoplasm. Lineage: Eukaryota; Metazoa; Chordata; Actinopteri; Salmoniformes; Salmonidae. Bases 255 to 1247 code for a protein of 330 amino acids. The record is from RefSeq and is a predicted model, not a curated record. Gene Ontology annotation, molecular function: NAD+ poly-ADP-ribosyltransferase activity. The transcript is spliced from 2 exons.
UAUGACUGAAAACGAAAGGAAGACAGAACUUCUAUUUAUAUACCUUGUACCAGUAACAACUUCCUUGGGUGUAAAGUAAUCUGUCUGGUGAAUCACUUUUACCUGAAUCACCCUUCAGAGAUCAACACCGAUCUGUCAUUAAGUGAACUAACUAAUAUAGAACCAUAUAACUUGGACGUUUUUUGUUCUGCAGUAUUGUGCAUUGACACACUUAUUUGUGGUCAGGGAGGGAAUUCCUUAAAAUUGGGGAGGAUAUGGCCAUGUGGAGAAGAGAUUACUUUACUACUUCUGCUGUGGCACGAAGAAUGGGUCUAUCAGGGCCACGGAAUGGCAGAUUCUACAUCAUGUACCACGGCACGUCUUGGUGGGCUGCACAGAAAAUCAUGGCCAAAGGUUUUUGUCCGUCCAAACGUGGCAUGUUGGGGCAGGGUGUGUAUCUAAGCCGGGACCUGGAGAAGGCUAGUAGAUACCCCCUGGACCUCACUGAAUACCAGAAGGUUGUCAUCAAAGUUAAAGUCAAUGUGGGCAAGGUGAAAAAAAUAGACCGCCAAGGCCACCCUUUGCAGAAGACAUGGCAUGACGAAGGUUACGACUCAGCCUGGGUUCCUCCUAACUGUGGCAUGGUGAAGAGUGCUUUAGAAGAGACCUGUGUCUGGGACCCAAACCGCAUUACUGUUUUAGACACUUUCAAAUCAAAAACAGAACCCACCUUACAAAGUGAGGACACUGAUGAGGAAGAGGAGGGGGAGGAUGAAGAGGACACUGAGGAGGAGGAAGAGGAGGAAGAGGGGGUGGAGGGAGAGGAGGAGGAUUAUGAGGAAGAGGCGGUUGAUGAAGAGGAGGAGGAGGAUUUUGAGAAAGAAGGGGUGGCGGGAGAGGAGGAAGCAGAUGGGAACACUGAGGAGGAGGAGGAGGAGGAUGAGGAGGGAGAGGGAGUGAAGGAGGAGGAAGCAGAUGGUGACACUGAGGAGGAGGAGGAUGAGGAGGGAGAAGAAGAGGAGGAAGCGGAUGGGGACACUGAGGAGGAGGAGGAGGAGGAGGAGAAGGGAGAAGAAGAGGAGGAAGCGGAUGGGGACACUGAGGAGGAGGAGGAGGGAGAAGAAGAGGAGGAAGCGGAUGGGGACACUGAGGAGGAGGAGGAGGGAGAAGAAGAGGAGGAAGCGGAUGGGGACACUGAGGAGGAUUAUGAAGAAGAGGAGGUGGAGGGAGAGGAGGAUUAUGAGGAAGAGGAGGAGGACUCAUGGUGAAGAUAAGCAGGCUAUUCUAUGAACUCAGUGGUGUUUUUAAUACAUCUACUCUCUCUCUCUCUCUCUCUCUCUCUCUCUCUCUCUCUCUCUCUCUCAGGCUGAGGGACAGAAGUCACCAUCAUUGUAAAAUGUUAGCUAAUUUGUUGUUUUGGGAAAGUAAUUUCUGUAGAUGUUUACUUACGUUAAUGUGAUUAAUUUACAUGUGUCCCACAGGUGUGAGACAUGAUAAUGCACAUGAUUAGGGACAUUCGUUUUUUUUCCUGACCACAAUGGCCUGACCAGGAAAAACUCCAGGCUCUGGUUAUGAUACACAUAUUUUGGGGCCCAGAGUUGUUCCUGGUGAGGUACAUCAUACUUGAUAUAAGUAGAAAGAAGACUGCAAGUGCUUCACAUGUACUGUAUAGCCAGAGGAUAAUAAACAUGUUUUUGUACUUGCUGACCUUUGGUGGUAAAGCUAUUACCAUGCUGACAUCAGACAUAAAUAUAACAACCAUAGAAAUAUGGCUGAAAACAAAGCUAAGCCUGUCGACUAUCUACGUAUUCAGACAUUAUACUGUGUGUUACAAUCUAGCCAGACAGGGUAUUAUUCAUACAAUCAUAAGACAACAAAUACAACACACAACAUUAUUCAACCCUUCUCCAUCCUUGCACAGUGGGGGAGCUGUAUAACACAUACUCACACAGACACACACACAAACACACACACACACUGCAGCAACAUGUCCAGCCCUGGUCUGUUAAUCUGUGUGGUCAUCCUCUAAGGUCAGGGCUGACACACAUCUCCAGCACUGCUGACAGAGCUUUCCUCAGUGUGCUGUUACCAAAACGUCUGUGUGUGUGUGUGUGUAUGUGUGUGUGUUUGUUUCCCAAUGUGUGUGUGUGCCUACUAGCUCACCCACCAGCACCGCACACAGACGGCCUGUCACCACACAGCACCGCCAAAUCCCCUUGUAUACCUACCCCUGUCUCCCUCCUCUCCCUGGCUGGCUAACGGGUUGUCUCCCUUUCCACCCCCAACUCACCCAUCUCCACUGCCUGGCUUCCUCACCUGUUAAGACUGUCUCCACACAGGAACGAUGAGGGAACAUGGCGUCCUUGAUGAAAAUGCAUAUUCUGACACCCGCAUUGACGGAUAUUGUGGCCUUACCAAUACAGAGGCAAUCAGACACAGACACACACACAUUUUGUUCUUCUAUCUUCAUGGGGAUUGUCAUGACGUUGGCCUGGCGGGUAGGUUUAUGACAGUCAUAAAUACCUCUUCCCCUCUUUUUCCUCUCUCUACCCUACUGCUGUUACAUUUGCAAAACCCUUGGUUAACAUAGAGAUUCUGGGAACAUCAGAAGGUCGGGGGAAAUGAACUAUAUUCUGGUAAUCUGAACAAUUGAACAUAUGCAGUGGUACUUAAUGAAUAUGAUGUCUGUUCGGUUGUCAUCUGAGACAUUCUCAUCAAUAAUAAGAUGACAUAAACUCUACAGUGGAAAGUCUACACAUCAGAGUUAUCGGAUUCACAUGGAAUUGUUGUUCAAUUUAAAUGUUUGAAUAUGGAAUUAUUUGUGAUGGGAUGAAAUGUGAUUUUAGCUUCUAAAAUGUGAGAUGUGGGUUUUCAUAAGAUAGGGCUGCUCAAUCAGUAGCCCACCCCUGUGAAGGGACAUGGGCUAUAAAACCUUCUCUCCCUUCCUAUAUAAGCCUUUGACGACAAUAGAAGUUCCUGUUCCGGGGAUGUAGGACGACGAUCCGAUGUCAGAAUGGUUCAGAUAAUAACUACAGAACGAAGCCAACAUCAGCGUGAGCUUUAGUUGCGAAUGGUAUGAACUUUGAACUCUUGUUCACUACAGAAGUGAUACCUCCUAGCCGUUGAGUUAGCAAUCACAGCUGCAAACGCAGGUUAGGAAGGAACCGACAGAGUAUGCCGUCUACCACACAAUGACGUUACUACAACGUAUCCAAUUGACAACCAGAGACAUUAUUCAAAGGACUCGGUUGGGCAACACGGCCUUCCAUCUACCACCAACCUACAGAAGCACAGCUCAGAGUAAAUAUUUAUUGCAUUUUCCUUUUCCAAAUGGGUGGUAAUUUAGAAUGCAUAAGAUACUGUAUUUACGAUAGCACAGCUUCGCCCUUCGUUCCUCAGUCUUCCCGAUCUUUCACUCAACCCAGACCCUUUUCUUUUGUGUAACAAGCUGUCAUAUCUGUUCCGCCCGCUGGGGACGUUUUCCUUUAUGAGGUAAUUUGUAAUCAAGUUAUGAUUUAAUUAUGUGUAUGUGUAAUUCUGUGUGAUUAGUUAUGUAUUUUGUAAAUAAAUGAUUAAACCCAA